CCGCUGCCGCAGCGCGAGCUCUCUGGGUCGAGCUCUCUGGGUCCUGGACGCCCAGCGGUUAUCGUUCGACGGAUUCAAGCGUUGCGUCACCUCGACACGCCAGCCGAGCGGCCGCGGGCAGCCGACGAGACACGGGCAGCCUCCGAGACGAUGCGCCGCAGGCUCUGUGCCGCCGCGGCGCUCCCAGCCAUCACGGCCUACCCCUUCCCCAUCCCCGGCGGCGAGCCCGGCGUCUGGGGCGUCCACGACGGCGACGAGUGGUUCACGCGGCAUUGUCGGAAGCGCGAACUCGAGAAAUGCAAAGAGACGUAUGAACGGUGUGCCAGAGACGCCCCAGCGGGCGAGGGCUACGCGGCGCACAUGUGUACUUGUGCGGACGAGUACUACGGGGUCUGUGCGCGGAAGUCGGGGUGUUCCUCAAUACUGAUGAAGCAGUGCGUCGACGAGAUGGACAAGUGGGGCGGUUGUGAUAGCUCAGUAUGUGGGUCGAACUGCGUGAAUCGGGGCGAGGGGGCGAUUCCACCUGACGCGCAUGUGCUACCCGUGAACAAUUUUGGCGCGAAUGCUUUGAGAUUUUCUGUGUGUUUCCGACGACUGAAUGAGCGCUCCUUGAACAGGUUCGGCAUGGUCGUGUCGGAACGAUGUGCCGAAAACGAUUUCCAUUUGUGUCCCUACUGGAUCCCGCCCGAGACCUUUACCGCAAUAGCGAUCGCACAUAACGCGUCGUACCUGAAAAUGGAGUUCUGUGUGGUGGACGAUUCGGGAGCGUACGGCGACGAGGCCUACUACAACUGCCUGACGGACCCGGCGCCGCGCGAGUACUACGGGACCGAGACGCACUGGCCCACGACGGUCGACGUUGAAUUUACGAGGGCGCCGUAUUGCGGUUCGGAUUUGGACUGCCCCGGCUCGAGCUGUGAUACCAGUCAGAGACCCCCAAUCUGCGCGCCGCACGUCUCGGGCAACCUGCCGCCGGGCUUCGGGAGGAUGGCUAGGCGGGAAGGGGACGAGAGUGUGGAUUUGACGCCGGGGAAUAGGUUUGAUCCUUCUUGA
This is a messenger RNA of Pelagomonas calceolata, 1053 nucleotides long. The record is from the annotation of a GenBank genome assembly. Lineage: Eukaryota; Pelagophyceae; Pelagomonadales; Pelagomonadaceae.